UCCAGGCUGGAGGAAUGCGGUCGUCCCUGGCCAGAUCACGGUCAAAGUUUACUGUCUCCGCUCGAGUGCUGACUGUAAACAGGCGAGUUCUCCCGGGCGGCGGCAGGGGAAAGCGUGCGGAGAACAGAGUGGCUGCGGGGAGAAGCGGUCCCGGAGCACAGGGCUCUCUCCCGGGGGAAGGGGCAACAUGUCCACCAUGGUGGAGGUUAGGGCCAGCGAGUUGGCCGCAGUCCGGGAACACGUUUGCGCCGUCAGUCGGGACUACAUCUGCCAGCCUCGCCUCACCUACCGGACCAUCUCGGCUGUGAACGGACCACUGGUGGUUCUGGACAAUGUGAAGUUCCCCCGGUAUGCUGAAAUUGUGAACUUCACCCUGCCGGACAAGAGUUGUCGGAGUGGACAGGUGCUGGAGGUGGUUGGAUCCAAGGCUGUUGUCCAGGUGUUCGAAGGGACGUCAGGGAUUGACGCCAAGCUGACGGCCUGUGAGUUUACGGGGGACAUCCUGCGGGCUCCAGUCUCCGAGGACAUGCUGGGUCGAGUGUUCAACGGCUCAGGAAAACCCAUCGAUAAAGGACCUGCUGUCGUAGCUGAGGACUUCCUCGAUAUAAACGGACAACCCAUAAACCCGCAGGCUCGUAUUUACCCAGAGGAGAUGAUCCAAACAGGAAUUUCUCCCAUCGAUGUGAUGAACAGCAUUGCCCGAGGACAGAAGAUACCAAUAUUCUCAGCAGCCGGUCUCCCUCACAACGAGAUUGCUGCGCAGAUCUGCCGCCAGGCAGGGUUGGUGAAGAAGUCCAAAGCGGUGAUGGAUUAUAGUGAUGACAACUUUGCCAUUGUUUUCGCUGCAAUGGGGGUGAACAUGGAAACUGCUCGAUUCUUCAAGUCGGACUUUGAAGAGAAUGGUACCAUGGACAACGUGUGUCUGUUCCUGAACCUCGCCAAUGACCCAACCAUCGAGAGGAUCAUCACUCCUCGUCUGGCACUGACCGCAGCCGAGUUCCUGGCCUACCAAUGUGAGAAACACGUCCUGGUCAUCCUAACGGACAUGAGCUCCUACGCAGAGGCCCUGAGAGAGGUGUCGGCAGCACGGGAGGAGGUUCCCGGGCGCCGGGGCUUCCCGGGAUACAUGUACACUGACCUGGCGACCAUCUACGAGCGGGCGGGCCGCGUUGAGGGGCGUUCCGGCUCCAUCACACAGAUCCCCAUCCUCACCAUGCCCAACGAUGGGGGGGGGUGUCUCCCAUCUGUUUCAGACAUCACCCAUCCCAUCCCUGACCUGACUGGCUUCAUCACCGAGGGACAGAUCUACGUGGACAGGCAGUUACACAACAGACAGAUCUACCCACCCAUCAAUGUGCUGCCCUCGCUAUCUCGUCUGAUGAAGUCGGCCAUUGGGGAGGGCAUGACCCGCAAGGAUCACGCCGAGGUCUCCAACCAGCUGUAUGCCUGCUAUGCCAUUGGGAAGGACGUCCAGGCGAUGAAGGCUGUGGUCGGUGAAGAGGCACUCACCUCCGACGACCUCCUGUACCUGGAGUUCCUGCAGAAAUUUGAGAAGAACUUCAUCUCCCAGGGUCCCUACGAGAACCGUUCCAUCUUCGACUCCCUGGACAUCGGAUGGCAGCUGCUCCGGAUCUUUCCCAAGGAGAUGCUGAAGCGGAUCCCGGCCAACAUCGUGUCCGAGUUUUACCCCCGCGAGUCCCGCGAGAGCAAGGAGGAAACUGGGGUUGGGACCGGAACACACCUGUGAGCGUCCAAUACAGAUUACCUGACCCUGCGUGCUGCCCCACCCCCCACCACUACUGCCUUUACCAUCUGCACCCUCCCUGAGCAUGGCAACUACCCCACAGCCCCGCUCCCUCUGUUCCUUAUCCAGUCCCGGAAUACAGUCCACAAGUCUUGGGUGCAGAAUUAGGCCAUUCAGCCCAUCAAGACUGCUAUGCCAUUCCAUCAUGGCUGAUUUAUUAUUGCUCUCGACACCAUUCUUCUGUUUUCCUCAUGACUUUUGAUACCCUGACUAUCAACCUCCACUUUAAAUACCCAAUAUCUUGGCCCCCACAGUCAUCUGUGGCAAUGAAUUCCACAGAUUUACCACCCGCUGGUUAAAGAAAUUUCUCCUUAUCUCCGUUCUAAAUGGACGCCCCUCUAUUCUGAGGCUGUGCCCUCUGGUCCUAGACUCCCCCACCACAGGAAACAUCCUCUAUCCUGGUCUUUCAGUAUUGGGUAGGUCCAUCCUCAUCCGCCUGAACUCUAUCAAGUACUGUCUCAGAGAUACUAAACACUCCUUGGACCCUCUUCCACCUGAGAACUGUCCCUAAUCCAAUUUCUCCAAGUUAGAAAUGUUUGUCUUUCUGCAGCCACCCACGCUGUCUUGUUCUAUAGAUAUCUGAUGGGAUUACCUCAGUAAUGAUAGAACACAGAACAGCACAACAACAGCCCCAUCAUCCCUGCCAAUGCUGAUACCAAUUUAAACUGUACAGUUGCCUGUACAUGGCCCGUCUACCGCCUGUUCAUGUGUCUGUCAGUAGAUGCCUCUUAACUGUUGCUACGGUCACAUCCUGAGACAAUAUCUAAUUAACCUGAUGGAAUAUGUACUGUCCUCCUGCCCCAACUACCUCCAUGGAGCACUUUCACCCAAAGGAGUGCAUCAGCUCACCCCCACCUUAGAACAGAGAGCAUUACAGCACAGUAAAGCCCCUUCAGCCCACAAUGUUGUGCUGAUCUUUCAACCUAUUCUAGAAUCAAUCUAACCCUUCGCUCUCACAUCGCCCUCCAUUUUCCAUGUGCCAAAUAACCUCUUAAAUGCCCCUAAUGUAUCCACCUCCACCACCACCCCUGGCAGGUUGUUCCAUGCACUCACCUACCUCUGAUAUCCUCCCCUCUACUUUCCUCCAAUCAUCUUGUCCUAUUAGCCAUCUCAAAUUGCGGUUAAGGAUGGGCAGGAAAUGCUGGUCUUGACCAAGACACCCAAUUCCUGAGAAUAAAGUUUCUAAAAUGUCGACUCGCGGGGCUUGCAAACUCUCUGAAGAUCUCCAUUUCAGAGACCUUUCACCACAGAGGUUUGGGACUGGAGUCCACCUUGAUCCCAGAUGCCAAUGGACCAGGUCUGGGUUUGUCUGAGAUGCAGUGUUGGAACAGCAAUGCUGUCAGGAACCCAGUGUCGACCCUCCCUGGAACAAUGAUGUGGCCCAACCCUGCUUAUUAACCCAACCCAUCCAUUCCUUCUCAGUGUUAACGUGCGUUAAUCAGCCUGAUUUUAACAUCUAAAGAGAUUUGAGUUGAUUCUGUGCAAUGAAACAUUAGCUUUAGAAUUCUAGAUGUGUUGAUUUUGGAUGUUUAUCUCUGGAUCAUCGUUCUGUGUAACAACUAAUAAAGGCUUAAGCUGCGUUA
This is a messenger RNA of Hypanus sabinus (Atlantic stingray), 3387 nucleotides long. RefSeq names its product V-type proton ATPase subunit B-like. Gene Ontology annotation, cellular component: proton-transporting V-type ATPase, V1 domain. NCBI's taxonomy places the organism in Eukaryota, Metazoa, Chordata, Chondrichthyes, Myliobatiformes, Dasyatidae. The record is from RefSeq and is a predicted model, not a curated record. The coding region runs from base 188 to 1747 and encodes 519 amino acids. The transcript has 14 exons. Gene Ontology annotation, biological process: proton transmembrane transport; ATP metabolic process. Gene Ontology annotation, molecular function: ATP binding; proton-transporting ATPase activity, rotational mechanism.